This is a messenger RNA of Pseudophryne corroboree (corroboree frog), 1068 nucleotides long. It is a transcript of the gene PIGF, whose product is annotated as phosphatidylinositol glycan anchor biosynthesis class F. Gene Ontology annotation, biological process: GPI anchor biosynthetic process. Bases 213 to 872 code for a protein of 219 amino acids. The transcript is spliced from 7 exons. The record is from RefSeq and is a predicted model, not a curated record. Gene Ontology annotation, cellular component: endoplasmic reticulum membrane. Lineage: Eukaryota; Metazoa; Chordata; Amphibia; Anura; Myobatrachidae.
ACUCCUGGCAGCUGAGGGCUGUAAACAAGAGGCGCUUCCUGUAACGACACUUCCGCUGCCCUCUUUGAGCUGCUGCACGUCACAUGAUCCAGGACGGGAAUCUGAUUGGUUGCCGGCAGCGCCGCUAGGGUACAGAUGUAACCUGCUAAAAAUAAUCCAUAUGUGACAACUCGUCCAAAGCAAUCGAUUGCUUUCCUUGUACAGUAGACAUCAUGGAUGAAAUGGAGCUAAGGCGGCUGUCGGUUGGACACGUCCUGUGUGUGCUGGCGGUGUUAUUCUCUUUGUGCAUCCCAACACUCUUCCUAGAUGACUUCUCACUUCUGGGAAUGCACCUGACUUGGAUGAAAAUCUGCUCCACCUCCGUGCUUGCUGCUAAUAUGGUAUUACUGCUAACACUGAAACCAAAUCCUUCAACAAAAAGAAACUCUUUUGCAAAUAAGGUCAGUAAGCUGUACAGAUCCUGUAAAUAUUUCUUGGCUUCCUGUCUGCUGUUUCAUGGGAUUGUAGUUCUGUAUGGCGCUCCUCUUAUAGAAUCGUUUGCAGAGACCUUUCUAUUUGCAGUUCUGUUAUCUUCCUUCACCACAUCCCGCUGUCUUUGUAUAUUGGGACCAAACUUCCACGCUUGGGUCAGGGUUUUCAGUAAAGAUGGGGCAAUGUCAGUCUGGGAUCACAGUCUAAGGAUCACAACGAUCUGCAGUAUAAUAGGAGCUUGGCUGGGAGCGUUUCCUAUACCGUUAGAUUGGGACAGGCCUUGGCAGGUAUGGCCCAUCUCUUGCUCACUGGGUGCUACUUUGGGGUACUUGGCAGGUCUCCUGCUCGCACCAUUCUGGAUUUACUGGAACAGGAAACAUCUCACAUACAAAAGCAGAUAAGAGCAGAUGGCCACAGCUUCGAUGCAGUGAGACUUGGGGAGCAGUCACCACGCUGCACACAUGUGGUUCCUAUAUAACUUAUGACAAGAGAACCUGCAACUUUCCAUCAGAAGAAUCCAUGAACAAUCAUGUCCCCAGUGUGUUGCUGCCAAUGUUGUAUUUGCAAAUCGAGACAAUAAAAUCUUUGUGCAGCUGU